AUGUUGCUGCUUACGUUUAUUUGGCUUGCACCACACAUCUGCUUGCAGGCCCAAGCGAAUUCACACUACAAUAAAUUUAAAUCAAUCACCAAGGCACCAACUGCUGCAACUUACACUCCCUCCUACUCCAUCUCUGCCGGCUUAUUGCCAGCCGGCACUCACCUAACCGCAGCGACAGCAUACGCAAGCGAGCAGGUAGCAUGGCCGCCCACAUUAACGCACAACAAUUGGUUUAUCCUGCAGGCAACUGCCAAAGCUGCGGUUGCUGCCGAUUCUGCAGAAAUAGGCGCUGAUAUGGCUAAUCAACCACAGCAACGCUUUACUGAGGCAGAAGCAAGGGCUGGGCGCGAGCAAACAGCGCACAGUCUAACGCGCAACAACUAUGCUGCACAUAUUAAACAGCAACAACAACAACAGCAACAACUUCCGGUAAAGUAUUACGCUUACAAUAAUAGCAACAGCGGAAAUUACGGUUCGUCGGCACAGGAUGUGCGCAUUGUCGAACCUUAUGCUUUGGCGUUCAACAAUCAGCGCCGCCAGCUGAUGGCUGUAGACGAGCAGGACCAUAGGCGUGUGCUGCGCAGCAAAGUCAACACCGACAGAGCUGUCAAUAAUGCCGGGUAUGUCAACACCAAAAGCAAUAAUCACAACAACGAUGACAAUAACAAAAGUCAGAGUAAACACAAUCAGGACAGCAAGAAUGCAAAUAUCGCACAAAGCAACGCAAACAAUGCCAGCAAUAUUGUUUCACAGCCACAAUUCCCGGCAUUGUUUGACUGGAAGGAUAUUGCACACGACAGCUACCGUUAUAGCAGUGGCGAUGGCAAUAACAACGAUAACAGUAAUGAAAACCUUGUUGAUGUUGAUGCUGAUGAUGAUGAUGAUAACGAGAGGGCGGAGAUAGGCAGUGUGGAGGAGGCACAGCUCGACGAAGUAGUCAUGCCAUUGGCAAGGGUUUUGGACAAAAUAAAGCAAUUUUGUGAUAUUUGGAAGCAAAUCAUCAGCGGGGGAAAUGAGCCAGACUUAGCAAGCAACAGCAGCCACAGUAUUGCCGAUGGCGGCGAAACUUUCGAGCAGGCAGCAUCCGCAACAACAGUGCACGCAACAAAUCCAGACACAACCAUUCCGGCUGGUGACACAACCGCACAGCUGCUGGCGGCUGAAGUUCAAGGUCGGCGGAGCGCACCCACCGUUAAAGCUGACACUGCACAUUCAAUCAUGCAACAAUCCCGAACAGCUGCUCCAGUGGCAUUAUUAUGGCCAACAGCGCCACGGUCAACUGCGGUUACAGCAUCACCAACAACAACUACAACAAGAUUUACUACAAAAAAUCCAGCAUCAGCCACCGCCACAGCCAAAGUCAUAGCAAAAUCAUUAACAUCAACUGCGUUGGUCAUUGGACGCGGGAAAAAGUGGAAAAAGAAACUGAAAAAAUUAAUAUUGCCAUUGUUGUUGGCAUAUAAGUUGAAAUUCAUGGCAUUAGUGCCGUUGUUAAUUGGUGGCCUAACACUGCUUGUCGGCAGUACCGGCCUGGCCGGAUUCUUCUUCGCGCUCUUUUUGACAGUGAUGAGUUUAAAGAGUGGCGGCAACGCCAACAAAUCGAUUAUUAUCAAGAAAGAUUGGUGA
This is a messenger RNA of Anastrepha obliqua, 1626 nucleotides long. Its product is annotated as probable protein phosphatase DDB_G0279461. NCBI's taxonomy places the organism in Eukaryota, Metazoa, Arthropoda, Insecta, Diptera, Tephritidae. The record is from RefSeq and is a predicted model, not a curated record. The transcript is spliced from 2 exons. The coding region runs from base 1 to 1626 and encodes 541 amino acids.